CUCAGUCCCUGCAUUUGGGAUUAUCCGUUGGGAAGGACGGAACUGGGAUUGUUCUCCUGCAGAUCCUGUGGAUCCGCUCACCUCUGGAGUGAGAUCUGCUCUGCCCCCGGUCUUAUUAUCUCACCUCCUUUCUACGGUUAUCUCUGGCAACCAUCUCGCUGGCGGCUCUCUCUGUGCUUUCAGGAGGGAUCAGGAGGAGAACUUUAACUAUUGGAUGCCCACAUCAGACCACCCUGCCGCUCCCACCAGCACUCCCGGCACCUCCUGAGAUGAACAAGCUGCGGCAGAGCCUACGGAGGAAAAAGCCAACGUAUGUCCCAGAGGCCAGCCGACCCCACCAGUGGGGGGCAGACGAGGAGGCCGUGAGGAGGGGGAAAUGCAGCUUCCCUGUCAGGUACCUGGGGCACGUGGAGGUGGAGGAGUCGCGGGGCAUGCACGUAUGUGAAGAUGCUGUGAAGAAGCUGAAGCUGCUCGGUAAGAAGUCAGUAAAAGCCAUUUUGUGGGUUUCCGCUGAUGGACUGCGAGUUGUGGACGAUAAGACAAAGGAUCUCAUAGUGGACCAAACCAUUGAAAAGGUUUCAUUCUGUGCACCAGACCGCAACUUUGACAAGGCUUUCUCCUAUAUAUGUCGAGACGGAACUACCCGACGCUGGAUAUGUCAUUGCUUUAUGGCCUUGAAAGAUUCGGGGGAGCGCCUGAGUCAUGCUGUGGGCUGUGCGUUUGCUGCCUGCCUUGAGCGAAAGCAGAAGCGAGAAAAGGAGUGCGGAGUCACUGCAUCCUUCGAUGCCAGCCGUACCAGCUUUGCCCGCGAGGGAUCCUUCCGCGUCACCUCGGGAUCCCAGCAAACGGAGCGCGAAGAUGCGAUGAAGCAGGCACAGGAUAAGAAGAAAGGUGAAGCAGCUCAGACCCAGCCUGUGAAUGCGCCACCCAACCCGGUGCUGCCAGUCCCGCCGGAGAGUUCUUCUCCACUACAAGGUCACUCAGGUCCGGCAGAGAAGGGGGACACUAGCGGCCAGCAUGCCAUCCCCCGCAGACACGCUCCCCUGGAACAGCUUGUGAGACAGGGAUCUUUUCGAGGGUUCCCAGCUCUGAGCCAGAAGAACUCGCCCUUCAAGAGGCAGCUGUCGCUGAGACUCAACGAGCUCCCGUCCACCUUACAGCGCAAAACCAACUUCCAGGACAAGAGCCAAGUCACAGAAAUGGAUCCUGCAGGACCCCCGGAUCCAGAUGGAAUUACCGAUCUUUGCAACCAGAUCAAUAACUCCUUCACUAACAUACCACCGGAAGACCCCUUUAUCAAUGGCAAUGGAACUAUGACCCCUCCUAAUGUGGCACCACGGCAGACGGCACAGAACGUCCCUGGAUGGACAGAUCAAGCAAUGACCACCCCAGCCCCUUCUAACUUUCAGAUGGGUCAUCGCCGAACACCAUCUGAGGCUGAGCGAUGGCUGGAAGAGGUAGCGAAAGCAGCCAAAGCCCAACAGCAACAGCAGCAGCAGCAACAAGAGCCCAUACCUCAACCUAUGGUGGCUGUGCCCAUGGCAGUACCAGCUGCUGUGCAGGCCUAUCCUGUCUCAUACGAUGCCACUCCUGCUCCCGUUAGCAUGUUUAUUGCUCCUCAUAUGCAGGCUGCCUAUGUACCUGUAGGUAGUUAUACUCCAUCUAUGGCCAACAGCAUGUCCUACCCUGCUCCCAGUGUGCCUGUGGUGGGUAUUACGCCGUCUCAGAUGGUGGCCAAUGUUUUUUGUUCUGCCACCCAAGUCCCAUCCUCCAACCUGGCAUGUAAAACCAACCCAUUCCCACAAAACAUUCUUUACUCUUCAACCACAAGCAUCCAGAACCCUGCCUCUUCCCAGCCACCUCUCUCAUCAGGACCAAAGUCAAACGGCACAGCCAAUGGUACAUGGCCUCCAGAUCCCAGCCAGCUUAGAUUGGCCUCCACAGCACAGGAGGUGGACCAGUUUGAAGCUCAGUGGGCAGCACUCGAGUCCAAGUCUCAGCAACGUAUGGCCAACCCUUUCUCCAAUGAACUUCAAAAAACUUUCCAGAUAGAAUUGUAGCCAAGAUGGCACCAAGUCUACGUAAACUGUGUUCAGGAUGA
Molecule: messenger RNA, 2101 nt
Organism: Bufo bufo (common toad)
Lineage: Eukaryota; Metazoa; Chordata; Amphibia; Anura; Bufonidae
Gene: NUMBL
Product: NUMB like endocytic adaptor protein
Exons: 10
Coding region: 270-2060 (596 amino acids)
Source: RefSeq, a predicted model, not a curated record